GGGGCUAGUUUGUGGGCCGCUGCGGCUUGCGGUGGAUGUGUGGCGGAGCUCCAUGGUUGCAUGGCGAAACUGCGUGUUGCUGGGUGGUGCGUUUUACAGUGUGCAGACGAGCUGUAGCAAAGAUGGCGUGGAACUUCGACAGGACGGGGGAGGUUCUGCUGUGGGCCGGUGUGAGCGGAAUCGUGGCCAUGGUGCUGAACACAUUCGGCUGUUCCUUCUCAUGUUACUGGGUGUUCCUGGGCUGCUGGAUGCUUUCCGCCGGCACAGUAAUCACACUCUCCUACAUCAAGGUGAAGCCAACAGGCAAAGCAGUGAUUGUGACUGGCUGUGACCAUGGGAUUGGCAACGCCCUCGCUGUCCACCUCCAUGAGCAGGGAUUCCUAGUGUUUGCUGGCUGUCUGAAUCCGCACGGAGAGGGUGCGGAGGCGUUGAGGGGGCUGCACUCGCAGAGACUUAUUGUCUUAAGCAUGGACGUCACGAGGCAGGACCAACUCGAUAAGGCAGCCCAGGAAGUGAAGCGACUGUUGCCACAAGACGAGGUUGUGUGGGGCCUCGUAAACAACGCAGGGGUAACGGCUAGGGCACACACUGAAUGGGUGCCCCUGUCCACCUACAGACGAGUGGUUGACAUUAACUUGUUGGGCGUGAUCGCCGCCACCAAGGCUUUCCUGCCGCUCAUACGUCGUGGCAGAGGUCGCGUGGUGAACAUGUCCAGCGUAUCGGGCAUGAUGGGCGCGGCGAUGAUGUCCCCGUACGCGGCCACCAAGUACGCCGUGGAGGGCUUCAGCGACUGUCUCCGGCAGGAGAUGAAGCCGUGGGGUGUGGCCGUCAGCCUCGUGGAGCCUGCCAAUUUCAACGCUGCCACCCGACUUGUGACGGAAGAGGGUGUGGCCGAGGAAGCAGAGUUGAUGUGGGCGACGAUGGAGGAGGUUGUGCGUGCCGACUACGGGAAGGAGUACUUCGACUACGUUAUGAAGAUACUUCAGCAGACUGCUUUCGGAGGG
Molecule: messenger RNA, 1004 nt
Organism: Eriocheir sinensis (Chinese mitten crab)
Lineage: Eukaryota; Metazoa; Arthropoda; Malacostraca; Decapoda; Varunidae
Product: D-beta-hydroxybutyrate dehydrogenase, mitochondrial-like
Molecular function (GO): oxidoreductase activity
Source: RefSeq, a predicted model, not a curated record